AUGGCCUCAAACAGCUCCUCCAUCGUUGUGAUGAUUCCCGAGCCAGUCAAGAACGCGAAAGCUGAGCCAUUCCCGGCGAGAACCUUCAAACGGAACAGCAAGCCAAGAAGAAAGGACAAGAAGUGCCUGAGGAUUGAGGCCAUCCUGAGGAACGCCGAGGAAAUGGAGGAGAUCAACUUCUUGGAGCGGAUGUAUGGGGUGAGUUGAUGGUUUUUUUUUUUUGCUAAUUUUAGAACAUAAAAUUAAAAUUUUAAAAAUAUUUUUUUUUUAUAAAUUUUUUGGAUUUUUUCGCGAAAAAAAAUAAUAUUUUUUUAUUUUUUUUUUAAUUUUUAAAAUUUUUGGGAGUUUAAAAAAAUUAAACUUUAAUAUUAAAGAAAAUUAACUUUUGCUUUUUUGCAAAAAUUUUUUUUUUAUUUUGAAUUUUUUUUUGAAAUUUUAUUCUGAUUUUUAUAAUUUUAAAAAUUAAAAAAUAAAAUAAAAUAUGCUUUUUUAAUUAAAAUCAAAUUUUUUUUGUUUUUAGAACUUUUUACUUUUUUUUGCAAAUUUUUUUUUGAAAAUUUUGAUUUUUUUUAAAUUUUAUUCUAAUUUUUAUAAUUUUCAGGAGCUUUGCGACCCAAUUGAGCCCAUCUCCGAGCCCGUCCAGUCAAGAAAGCGGAAACUGGAAGAGGAUUCCGAAACAGUCGAGCCAAAGAAAGCGAAGAAAGAAGAGAAGAAGGAAGAGGAAGAAGAAAAGAAGGAAGAAUUGAGCCCGCAGGUCUCCGAUCUGCUCUCAUUCUUUGGUUUAUUAGUGGAUUAA
Molecule: messenger RNA, 796 nt
Organism: Bursaphelenchus xylophilus (pine wood nematode)
Lineage: Eukaryota; Metazoa; Nematoda; Chromadorea; Rhabditida; Aphelenchoididae
Source: the annotation of a GenBank genome assembly